This is a messenger RNA of Wyeomyia smithii (pitcher-plant mosquito), 2057 nucleotides long. Its product is annotated as ubiquitin domain-containing protein 1. The record is from RefSeq and is a predicted model, not a curated record. NCBI's taxonomy places the organism in Eukaryota, Metazoa, Arthropoda, Insecta, Diptera, Culicidae. The coding region runs from base 903 to 1640 and encodes 245 amino acids. The transcript is spliced from 4 exons. Gene Ontology annotation, molecular function: protein binding.
AUCUCGUGGUGAUAUGCGAGUAGAGACCAACCAAAGUCAAAAAAUUACUUUGCGGACAGCACAGCUAGAAGAACCAUAAGAGUGAUUAUUGUGAGCGCUCGAAAACGGUGGAAACUUGUGGAAAUUGGUUCACUUCCUGGCGUUUGUUCUUUCGAAAUUAACCAGAAAUACGUCGGUAAAUCGGUUUGCUAUGUUCCGCGCGGUGCCAAAUAGUCGCAAUCGGUAAAGAACUUGGGAAGCUUGAAUAGAAUCUAGCCGUCAUCGUCAUCACAAUCAUCAACUCCGUCACCGUCUUUGCAGCAGUAGCAACAACGCAAGGCGAAAGAAGGCAGCAUCAAAAGAUCACCCGUUAUGGUGGAAAAGAAGGUCGUCGCCGCCGCCGCUCAUUGGCUCACUUUCCGCUUUCGGCAUGGAACGAAACAUCGGCAGCCGCAACAGCCUGCUGCGUUCUGAUGGAUAAGAUUUUCUUCCGCGGAAGGGUCGUGACAGAUGUAGGCAAAUCCGUGCUAUGUACAAAAUGUGAACGCAAGUAAUAAAAAUUUGCAUACUGACAAAAAAUGGAACGUUUUCCAAUAGAUUUCGACCGAAUGCUGUAAAGAAGUUUCGUAGCAUGAUGUUCUCAGUGCGAUGAUUGUCAAAACAAACGCGAAGUGUAUAUACGCUGAACCUUCAACCAGUUUUUAAAAUCUCUAGUGUAAAUAGUGCGCUACUGAGGAAGAUAAAAGGGUUUUUUUUAUUUAUUUUAUGUGACGAGACGUAAGAAGAAACAAUACAAUCAAAGAUUUCAACGCGGUCAACAAUCCGGUACGAUCUGGUACGGUAACAAUUGUCACUCGGGACAAUCAACAGCCUGAAUCACCUGGUUCAACACGAGUAUCAGAAGGAGAGCGGCGGCAGCCACCAUGGGAAGCUGCAUCGGAAUCAAUCGCAACGAGCCGGAAACACUCGACACUGGAUCCGCCAACAUAACCCGGCCUGUGACGGUAAAUACCUCCAGCUACGUCGGGGUGCAGCGCAAGAAUCAUCCGCUGUGCCACGAAACGAUCCGCUGGAAAUCAGAAGUGCCAUUAACGGAGGGUCAGCUGCGCAGUAAGCGGGACGAGUUCUGGGACACGGCACCCGCCUUCGAGGGCCGAAAAGAGAUCUGGGAUGCUUUGCGGGCGGCCACCAGUGCGGCAGAAGCGCUCGACUUCCAGCUGGCACAAGCCAUCCUGGACGGGGCCAACAUUUCCGUUCCCAAUGGGUAUCUGACUGAGUGCUACGAUGAGCUCGGAUCGCAGUACAAGCUGCCCAUCUACUGUUUGUCCUAUCCAAUCAACAUAGUUAAGGAAGAUUAUGGACGCGACUCACCUGCGGAAUACUCGGAACCAGUCGAUGGCGGUACUGAAAUUAUCCUAAAGUUGCGACUAUCGUCCACAUGUACAGAUACAAAAUUACCAGUGUAUUCUAAAGACACAAUCGGUCAGUGUAAAAAGAAGUUACAGGCCCAAGAAGGGAUCGAUGCAUUUACCCAGCGGUGGUUCUAUGGGGGCAAGCUGUUAGGUGAUAAGAUGCACAUCGAAGAGGCCCACAUACAGCCUGGCUACAUAGUGCAGGUUAUUGUAAAUACCGAGAAACAGUCGUCACUGGCGAUUAGCUAGCCGAAGAACGAUCGCAUCGCACAGCAGCGAACAACAGCGCGAUGUAAACGAGUGACAGAUGUUCGGAGAUUGGGCGGCAAUCUGGACAUCGUAUUGACGGUUCCCAACCCAAACGUUGGCUGCCAAAGUUCAGAUGUGUUGAUAAAUAUAAAAUACUAUCCAAACAAGAGAUUUGAUACCGCUACGAUACCGGUGUGUGCAGACUCGGGUGCACCCAUGGCAAACAUGGUCCCUCCUGGCCUUGAUCGUUACUGAAUGCAGCUUUAGGGAUGUUGAGUGCAAAAUAAAGAAUAAACAUGAUGCUGUCGGUAUAAUAGAGAAAAAAAGAACUUAAUUUAAGUGACUAGUUAUUAAUAUACUGAUAAGAGGUAAUUAUUAAUAUAUUAUCAAUCAAUAACAAAGCAUAUUUAAAUUUUA